Molecule: messenger RNA, 1289 nt
Organism: Otolemur garnettii (small-eared galago)
Lineage: Eukaryota; Metazoa; Chordata; Mammalia; Primates; Galagidae
Gene: COPZ2
Product: coatomer protein complex subunit zeta 2
Exons: 9
Coding region: 15-650 (211 amino acids)
Biological process (GO): intra-Golgi vesicle-mediated transport; intracellular protein transport; retrograde vesicle-mediated transport, Golgi to endoplasmic reticulum
Cellular component (GO): COPI vesicle coat
Source: RefSeq, a predicted model, not a curated record
AGACGGCGAGCGGAAUGCAGCGGCCAGAGGCCUGGCCACGUCCGCACCCGGGGGAGGGGGCCGCGGCGGCCCAGGCCAGGGGUCCAGCGCUGCCCGCCCGAGCCGGGGAGCCCUCGGGGCUGCGGUUGCAGGAACCUUCCCUCUACACCAUCAAGGCUGUUUUCAUCCUAGAUAAUGAUGGGCACCGGCUGCUGGCCAAGUAUUAUGAUGACACAUUCCCCUCCACGAAGGAGCAGAUGGUCUUUGAGAAAAACGUCUUCAACAAGACCAACCGGACUGACAGUGAGAUUGCAUUUUUCGGGGGCAUGACCAUCGUCUACAAGAACAGCAUUGACCUCUUCCUGUAUGUGGUGGGCUCAUCCCAUGAGAAUGAGCUGAUGCUCAUGUCUGUUCUCACCUGCCUGUUUGAGUCUCUGAACCACAUGUUAAGGAAGAAUGUGGAAAAGCGCUGGUUGCUGGAGAACAUGGAUGGAGCCUUUUUGGUGCUGGACGAGAUUGUGGAUGGCGGUGUAAUCCUGGAGAGUGACCCCCAGCAAGUGAUCCAGAAAGUGAAUUUUAGGGCAGAUGAUGGUGGCUUGACUGAACAGAGUGUGGCCCAGGUCUCUCUGCUCAGACUAAUCCUUGCAUGGAACUUCCUGCCCUGGCACUAACUCCCUCCUGCCGUGGUGGCCCUGCCAAGAUGGGCCUGUGCCAUCUCAGGGGUGGUGCCUACUUUCCUACACUGCCCUUGGUGCUCACGCUGCCUAGUUCUGUGACUCCCCUGCUGGAAUGAGGAGUUUUGGGGGCAGAAAGAGGUUAGGGAACAAUGAGCAGCUCAGAUAAGAGCACAGGUGCUCAUGUGAGUCAUCCCAGAGUACAUGUUCCACCUCACCACCUAAAGCUGGGUGACCUGGGGCAAGUUAUUCAACCUGUCUGGGCCUCACAUAACAACAGAACCCUCCUUAGAGAGUUAUUAUGAGAAUUAGAUGAGCCAAUGCAUGGCAAGCUCUUAAGAUAGCUACUAGCAAGUCAUACAUGCUCAGUAAAUGGUCAUUACUAUUUUUCCAAAGGGGGGGGAAAUGAAAACGUAGCUUUUAAAAAUAGAAUUACUGAAUAAAAACAAGGGAAGCUGCAGGCAGCCAAUGGGGAUAAAAGGCAGAGAAAGAUUUCAGCUGGGAAAAUCGAAGGAACACCAGGCCAAGCUGUUUCUAAGGGAGGAGGAAGGGACAUACACACUGUGGGGUGGACCUUUGAAAGGGAAUGAGGGCUCAGCGCCUGUAGCUCAAGUGGCUAAGACACCAGCCACAUAC